UACACUGACGGGGGAAAAGAGGAAAUCGUGGAAAGUGAAGCCGAGUUUACGAUUGUUAGUGUUGAAAAGCCAGUAACACGAAGCAUUGUGUCUGUAUUGCCUCUCUGAAUGCUACUUGAAUAUAGUAUCAUUAUGAAAGGGAUGUCUGACCUCUGAUAACAACCUGCUGCAGGAACUAGCAGGCGGGAAAGAAUCACACGUUUGAACGGUGCAUCGCCAAUGUUGUUGUUGGACAUUACAGCGUCUGGAAUCUCCCGUCUCCAUACAGGAAAGUUGGGCAAGGAGUUUCGGGAUCGAUACCCACUGACAAAGAAGCUUCACGAGCGUUGAUGGAGCUGUACUCAUCCAGGAAAAUGAAAAUCAUUCUACUGUCUUCCUGAUGGGCCUCGUAUACAGUUGCAAAGUUUUGCCGAGUCAGGAGGAGCGCCUUGAUCCGCUGUUGUAGCCAGGGAGAAGAUUAUUGGAGGAAGACGGUGUUAGCAAUGAACUAAGGACACGUUGAUUUAACUUCUGAGAUCAGUGAAGGAACUACUGCCAAUAUGUACUGGGAUGUCAGCCAUGAAGACACCAGUGAGGACAGCGUGGAGCAGGAAAUGGGGACUGCUGAUGAGAUUAUGGGAAGUAAGCAGUCAGGACUGGAAAACCCACCCUUCAGUCAGUGCCUCACCCUACAGAGCAUUCAGGACGCCUACAGUGCUGGGGAGCUGGAGCGAGUUCAGCAGCUUGUACGGCUCUUUUGUGAGGAAUCUGGCAGCAGUGCAGAGAAGUGUGACCUCUUGGCCGUCGCUGCCUCGAAUGGAGACGCGGACAUGGUCUGCUACCUGCUGCAGGAGGCACAGGUGGAACUGUCGAAAGAGCCCAGUCCUGAAAACCCUGCUAUCAUCGCUGCUCAUCAGGGUCAUGAGGACGUCGUCAGAGUGUUACUGAAUUCCAUGCCAGAUGAGUGCCCGGACAAGGACCUGCUGAGCUGGAUGCUUGCUGCAGCCUGUAGCCAGGGACACAUGGCUAUAGUGCAGCUCUUGGUGCUUGAGUACAAGGCCGAGGCAAACAGCUGUGGGAUGAAGUCACAGAAUUAUCCCAUCAUCACUGGGCAGCCAUUGUAUGCAGCGAUGCAGGCAGGGAACGAAGAGAUUGCCAUCUUCCUGCUGGAGAAUGGAGCCCAGUUCUCCUCUUACACACUCAUGGACCACCCGCAGCUCAGCAAACAGCUCCUGAGGAAACAGUUUACAGAACCAAACAGCCAGUGCGAAGAGUCAACCACACAAGCGGGCCAGUCACUGAAGUGGUCUCACCUGAAGCUGCCUUGGUUGGAUCUGGACUGGUUCAUAGAUAUGUCCAAUCAAAUAACAGAACUCGAUUUGAGCAGGAACAGCCUCACUCUCCUCCCCUCAAUUAUUCCUUGGGGACUAGUGCACCUAAGAAAACUCAACUUGUCCUCAAACCAGCUGAAGGAAUUACCGGAUGCAGUCUCAUCAGAAGAAAUCCUCUGUUCAGGAAUACUGGAGAUUAAUGUAUCACGAAACCAGCUGACCAGCUUGCCCACUAGCUUCUUGCAUCUCCCAAAACUUCAGAAACUGACAGCUUCCAGCAAUUUUCUGCACAUGUUAUUUGAUGAAGAAAAAGCAACAAACUGGAUUGGAUUACGAAAGCUGAGGGAGAUUGAUGUCUCUGACAAUAGAAUUGAGAUUUUGCCAACAGUUUUCCUUCAUUGUUUCAAGUCCCUCAACAGUCUUAAUGUGUCUCAGAACGCACUGAAGUGCUUUCCUGAACCUUGGGCUUGUCCUUUGAAAUUUUGUAAUGUUUCCAGAAAUUCAUUGGAAUCCCUCCCAAACAGUCUUUGUGUCUUCUGGAAAAAUUAUCUGAAGGAAGCAGACUUUUCUGACAAUUUACUGAAGGAAUUGCCAUCGAACAUCUUUGAGCUUCAGGCCCUGAAUUCCCUGAAGCUCUCUGGCAAUCAGUUGCAGUCUCUUCCCCCAGUAGACAGAUGGCAAUGCCACAAUAUCAAGUCGCUGGAUCUCUCUCGAAAUCAGUUUGGAAAGGGAGAAGAUUCCUCCAGGACAAGGAAAGUCAAUUUUUUUACAAUGCGACUGAAGAGAAGUUCGGACUCGGUUUCGGUGAUUGAAUUCCCACAGAUCCUUGGUGAAUGUUUAGAAGUCCUGCAUCUGGACAGUAAUCUUCUGGAUUCAGUCCCUCAGUCGGUGUGCUGGCUGCGUGCGCUCUCUGAGCUGUACCUUUCCAAUAACCCUGGAAUCCGAGAGCUCCCUGCCGAGCUUGGUCAGCUAGCUAAUCUGUGGCAGCUGGACAUCGAUAAAUUAAAUAUCUCAAAUGUUCCAGCCGAGAUCAGAAAUGAAGGACCAACAUCGGUGCUGGCCUUCCUCAGAGCUCAACUGCGGAAAGCUGAGCCUUACAAGCUGCUGAAGAUGAUUAUUGUUGGGCCGCCCCGCCAGGGGAAGUCUACCCUCCUCGAGACUCUUAAAACUGGGAAACCUCCACAGCCCAUGCACAAAGAAAGUAGUGUCCAAACCACCACCUGGGAGCUUCUGCGACCUGCCACCGUCAAGACUAAGGUGGAUUCCAUUAUGUUUAAUGUCUGGGACGUCGGAGGUGCUGCUAAAAUGGCCACCGUCAAUCAGUGCUUCUUCACCGAGAAAGCCUUUUAUAUAGUGGUGUGGAACCUGGCACUGGGAGAGGAGGCUGUGGCAAACUUACAGUCUUGGCUGCUGAACAUUGAGGCCAAGGCUCCAAACGCCACUGUGAUUGUGGUCGGAACUCAUCUGGAUUUGAUUGACACCAAAUUUCGCACGGAGAGGAUCGCUACACUGCGUGCGUACAUCUUGGCAUUGUGUCGCUUCCCCUCCGGACCCAGAGCCAGUGGGUAUCCUGACAUCAGUUGUCGGAAUUUACAUGAGUUAUCGUGCAAAACAUUGGAUGGGCUAGAAGGUCUCCGUAAACUGAUCUUCCAAGUUGCUUGCGGCAUGAGGGACACAGGGGGUGUAACUACUUCACAGAAGUUAGUUGGAAGAUUGAUACCGAGGAGUUACAUCAACCUGCAGACUGCUAUCCUGAGGGAACAGCAGAGAAGAAGUGAUAACAAUGAGGUCCAGUACUUAACUGACCAACAGCUGGAGGAGAUUGUGCAGCAGACUCCUGAAAACGACAUCAAAGACUUUGAAGACUUACAGACUGCUCUUGGCUUCCUUAUUGAGACAGGAGCACUGCUUCAUUUCCCAGACACUAGCCAUGGGCUUCGCAAUCUAUAUUUCCUGCAUCCGGUGUGGUUAUCGGAGUGCUUGGAGAGAAUUAUUAACGUCAAAGCAUCCCGCUCUUUUGCCACAAACGGAGUGAUACAGGUGUCGGAACUAAGGAAACUACUUGACGGAACUGGCUUCACAAAGCAGACUGAGGAGCAAUAUUUCCAGUUCUUAGCCAAAUUUGAGAUUGCACUUCCAAUUGCCAACAACAGUUACCUCCUCCCACACCUGUUGCCAUCCAAACCGGGAAUCGACAUCAGUAACCUGCCAAGGAAGGGAACCAACACCGUUGAGAGACUCUUCAAGAUGAGCUUUGUGCCCAUUGGUUUCUGGCAGCGGUUCAUCGCCCGUAUCUUGAUCAGCCUUUCUGAAAUGGAUGCACAACUCAUUGAGAAUGAAAGGAACCCAAGGCGAGGCCGAGGCAAACGGGCUUCCGUUUACAGUUUCACGGCGUCCCAGCGUCGCAAUCGCUGCAGCACUUUCCGAGUAAGAAGAAACCAAACUAUUUACUGGCAAGAAGGUUUGCAAUUGAACUACGAAGGUGGGAGUCUAAGUGUGGAGUCGUCGGAGGUGAACUGGAAAAGGAAAAAAAGUGCAGGAAUAAAAAUCAGGUGCCAGUCGGAAACACGGGAUUUCUCAGCGGUUGCGUUCAUCACUGAUCACGUCAAUUCUCUGAUCGAUCAGUGGUUUCCAGCUCUUACUGCCACUGAGACGGAUGGGGCUCCCCUGGUUGAACAGUACGUCCCCUGCCCUCACUGCAGUCCCACGACCACCAGGGAAGCACAAACCCACUUCCAGGGACAAGGACUACACUACUUCAGCAUGGAGGACUGCCUGCUCACUGCCAUCGAACACAUGGACAUUGAGUGCCCGAAUCACCCGAUGGCCCCAGUGCCUCUGGACGAGUUGGUUCCUGAGAUCUUUAUGACGGAUUUCCCAGCCCGGUUGUUUCUGGACGUGAACUACUUGGAACAAAGUGAUGGUACAGACCAUGUCCUGGGACAAGGAGGUAGUGGUACCACCGUAUACAAAGCAAAGUACAGAAAUCUGCCCAUAGCAGUCAAAAAGUUUCACUUCAAAAGUUCUCAAGCACAAUCAAGUAACCUACGCAAGGAUUCAAUGUUUAGGCACUUGGAAGCGAUGGAAGCACUGCGGAAUUUCUCCGAGUUCCGGCAGGAAACCAGCAUACUGCACUCCCUGCAGCACCCGUGCAUUGUGGCGUUGGUGGGACUCAGCAUUCACCCUCUCUGCUUUGCCUUGGAGCUGGCUCCACUCGGCAGUCUCACCAUGGUGCUGACUGAAUACUCUAAAGCAGAUACCUCCUUUAUACCUCUGGGCCAUAUGCUGACGUACAGAAUAGCCUAUCAAAUCGUACUUGGGUUGGCCUAUCUACACAGGAAGAACAUCAUUUUCUGCGAUCUGAAGUCUGACAAUGUUCUGGUCUGGUCCCUGGACGUGGCGUGCCCAGUGAAUGUGAAACUGUCUGAUUACGGGGUAUCUCGUCAGUCAUUCCACGAGGGAGCCCUUGGGGUAGAAGGUACUCCUGGAUAUCAAGCACCAGAAAUAAUGCCAGGGAUUGUUUAUGACGAAAAGGUUGACAUGUUUUCAUACGGUAUGGUCCUUUACGAGUUGCUGUCUGGACAACGGCCGAUCCUUGGGCACCACCAGGCACAGAUUGCAAAAAAACUGUCCAAAGGAAUCCGACCUUUACUGGGAUCCCUGGAGGAGGUGCAGUUCCCCGGGAUGCAGAAUCUAAUGUAUCAGUGCUGGGACACCAAGCCCGAAAAGCGGCCGGGAGGAAGCUCUGCCGUCAGGUUGAUGCAGGAUCCCAGCUUUCCAGUCUUCAUGUAUACCUUGCAGUGCGGCAAACAGGAAUUAUUCUGUCCUUCUCAAGACCUUGAGCACACAGUUAUUUUCUGGGAUGAAGAAGGAAGCAAGAGGAAUUACAGUGUGGUGAAUAUCGACAAAGGACUGAUUGAAGUCGAUCACAUCAGUUGCCCUGGUGUCGGACUAAGCUGCCAAGUGAAGCUGCAGACUGCUUUAUGGACAGCAACGAAGGAUCAUAAAAUUCAUGUAUACAGUCUUAAAGGGAUGUGUCCCUUAAAUGUGCCCCUCCUGGUCCUGGAUGUUCCUGCCGUCGUCACUUGUUUCCUGCCAGUAUCACGUGGAAACCAGAAAUGUCCAAUAAUGCUGGCUGGCAUGGCUGAUGGACUGGUCGCAGUCUACUCAUUAGCCAGUGAAAUUCCCAAGGACUGGUCCUAUCUGUGCUCGCGUUCUGCAAACAACUUCCAGUUCAAAAUUCCCGACAGCGACCCGCGGCAGAAUGCAUACCCCGUGGCUGACAUGAUAGCGGUGAACAACAAAUCGGAGGUGUGGUACAGCAACGGUCCCGGGGUUCUGAUCAUCGACACGCUAACUACGGAAAUCAUUCGCCGACUGGAACCGUACCAGCCGCCUUCGCAGGUCGUCUCAAUGGCGUGUAACCUGGGCUCCAAUGGAGAAGAGACCAUGUGGUGUCUGGAUGACAAGACAAGUACGUUAGUGAUGUACCGUGCCUAUCAGAUCUGUGCUCACUAUGCCUGCAGUGACAGUAAUCCAUUGAGAGAUGUGUUCCCCAUCAAGCAGCCUGUUAGUGCCACAGCGAGCAUUGCCAUCACACCCAAGGACACGAGUGAAACCAACUCCAGCGACGUCAGCAUUAUUUUCCAUGACGACGUUGGCACUCAGAUAAUAAGACAUUGCGACUCCAUGACCGAUUACUGUUCCUUGUCCUCCAGCUCUUCCUGCUCCUCCGACAGGAACAUCAGUUUGCUAGUCUCCUCCACCAGCCCAACGAGUGCUCCCACUUCUCUGAACUACGAAGAUCCAGACAAGGUUGGUGCGCCUGAAGAUGUCUCCCCAGCUGCAGAUAAUCCCAAGCACCUACAAGCUGUAAAGGUCCUCCCAGUGAAGGACACGUUAUGGAUACCAAGGCAUGGUGGUGACAUCGUUGUGAUUGAAAUUCAAAACCAGGGCGGCUGGGAACAAGGCAAGGUGGUGGCUGUGCUGAAGGCUGGAUCGGUUACCGAGGAGAGCACACUGGUAGAGGCUGCUGUUGUGGCAAAGGACACGGUGGUCUGCUGCUUUCGAGAUGACGUUGGAGAAUGGCGACUGUGCUUGUGGAGGGGCUGGGGUUCCCAGGAAUUCGAGCUGUUCUAUCAGUCCUCUGAAGAGUUGGGGAGAAUGGAAGUCAGCAUGCGCAAGCGGAGGUAGCUUCAUAAACUUACUCCGCUGCUCUCGUAGCUUCACAGCACAGAAUCCAUUGACACAAAUACAGAAAUAAAUCUCUAAACUGAAGUUUAAAGACCAGACUUUUAAAAAAAAACACUGUCCUUGUCUUUGAAUGUAGCCUGUGGAAACAGGAGACUUCAGCACAGGACACUCUUCAAAGUAGCUAACAUAAUGAGUGGAAGACAAUGAGGGAUCUGCCAUCUUCUGUUGGAAUUCACUCAACUGCACAGCGAUUGAAGCCUUCAGUUUAUACACAGGCUGAAUUCUCAUUUCAGGAUCCAUUCUGUCUUCUUCCAUUUACAGUUUGAUACUGCUGUUCUUCAUUAUGUAAAGCCAUAUGGGUUGUCUUGUCUGCAAAAAAAAGUUAAAAGGGCCUAAUUUAUUUAUUAUGCAAUAAAUACAAUUAAAAAUUAUUUGUCUAUAUGUGAUGGGAGUCUUUAAUGUCUGUGAAAGUCAUUGGUAACAUUCUAACACUGUGCAUUUCUCUUAAAUCAACAGUCCAUCAUCCCUUGUCUCCUCUGUCGCGGGGCACUGGGGUGGAUGUUCGGUCCACUGGGGUGAAAGAGGACACACUU
Messenger RNA from Mobula hypostoma (lesser devil ray), 7096 nucleotides. RefSeq names its product leucine-rich repeat kinase 1 (gene lrrk1). Bases 540 to 6503 code for a protein of 1987 amino acids. The record is from RefSeq and is a predicted model, not a curated record. Gene Ontology annotation, molecular function: ATP binding; protein binding; protein kinase activity. NCBI's taxonomy places the organism in Eukaryota, Metazoa, Chordata, Chondrichthyes, Myliobatiformes, Myliobatidae. The transcript has 35 exons. Gene Ontology annotation, biological process: protein phosphorylation.